Miniopterus natalensis is the source of this 2036-nucleotide messenger RNA. The record is from RefSeq and is a predicted model, not a curated record. NCBI's taxonomy places the organism in Eukaryota, Metazoa, Chordata, Mammalia, Chiroptera, Miniopteridae.
AUGAAGUACGUGGAGAAGCCCUUGAAGCUGGUCCUCAAAGUGGGAGGCAACGAAGUCACCGAGCUCUCCACCGGCAGCUCCGGGCACGACUCGAGCCUCUUCGAAGACAAGAACGAUCAUGACAAACACAAGGACAGAAAGCGGAAAAAGAGAAAGAAAGGCGAGAAGCAGGUCCCCGGGGAGGAGAAGGGAAGGAAACGCCGGCGCGUGAAGGAAGAUAGAAAGAAGCGAGAUCGGGACCGUGUGGAAAAUGAGGCAGAAAAAGACCUCCAGUGCCAGGCUCCUGCAAGAUUAGACUUGCCUCCUGAGAAGCCUCUCUCGAGCUCUUUAGCCAAACAAGAAGAAGUAGAGCAGACCCCCCUUCAAGAAGCUUUGAAUCAACUGAUGAGACAGUUGCAAAGAAAAGACCCAAGUGCUUUCUUUUCAUUUCCUGUGACUGAUUUUAUUGCUCCCGGCUACUCCAUGAUCAUUAAACACCCAAUGGAUUUUAGUACUAUGAAAGAAAAGAUCAAGAACAAUGACUACCAGUCCAUAGAAGAGCUGAAGGACAACUUCAAACUUAUGUGUACUAAUGCUAUGAUUUACAACAAACCAGAGACCAUUUACUAUAAAGCUGCAAAGAAACUGUUACACUCAGGAAUGAAAAUUCUUAGCCAGGAGAGAAUCCAGAGCCUGAAGCAGAGCAUAGACUUCAUGGCAGAUCUGCAGAAGAGUCGAAAGCAGAAGGACGGCACAGACGCCUCGCAGAGCGGGGAGGACAGCGGCUGCUGGCCCACGGAAAAGGACGACACCGGCGAGAUGGAAGCGCAAGCCUUCAAGAGUCCCAGCAAGGAAAACAGGAAGAAAGACAAAGAUGUGCUUGACGAUAAAGUGAAGAGCCAGAAUUUAGAAAGAGAGCAGGAGCAGCUUGACCGCAUCGUGAAGGAGUCCGGAGGGAAGCUGACCCGGCGGCUGGUUAAUAGUCAGUGUGAAUUUGAGAGAAGAAAACCAGACGGAACGACGACGCUGGGACUUCUGCACCCUGUGGAUCCAGUUGUAGGAGAGCCCGGCUACUGCCCUGUGAGGCUGGGCAUGACCACUGGGCGGCUUCAGUCUGGAGUGAAUACCCUGCAGGGCUUCAGGGAAGACAAAAGGAACAAAGUGACUCCAGUAUUGUACUUGAAUUAUGGGCCCUACGGUUCUUAUGCACCACACUAUGACUCCACGUUUGCCAAUAUCAGCAAGGACGAUUCUGAUCUCAUCUAUUCCACCUACGGGGAAGACGACUCUGAUGUUCCCAGCGAUUUCAGCAUCCAUGAGUUUUUGGCCACAUGCCAAGAUUAUCCAUACGUCAUGGCAGAUAGUUUACUGGAUGUUCUAACUAAAGGAGGGCAUUCUAGAACCCUGCAAGAGUUGGAGACGUCACUGCCUGAAGAUGAAGGCCAGACCAGGACACUCGACACAGUGAAGGAAAUUGAGGUUACAGAAAUAGAGCCAGCGGGGCGGUUAGACUCCAGUGGUCAGGACAGGCUCACAGCCCUGGAAGCGGUAGCAAACUUUGGUGCUCCCAUCCAAGUUUUUGACUCCGAAGAAGCUGAGGUGUUCCAGAGAAAACUGGACGAGACCACCAGAUUGCUCCGGGAGCUCCAGGAAGCCCAGAACGAGCGCCUGAGCACCAGGCCCCCUCCCAACAUGGUCUGUCUCCUGGGCCCCUCGUACAGAGAGAUACAUCUCGCUGAACAGGUGACCAAUAACCUUAAAGAACUUGCACAGCAAGUAACUCCGGGUGAUGUCGUCAGCACUUAUGGGGUUCGGAAAGCGAUGGGCAUUUCCAUCCCCCACCCCGGUGUGGAAAGCAGCCUGGUGGAUCUCACAGAAGAUUUUGAAGAAGCUAAAAAGAUUGAUGUUGCUGAGUGUGAACCCGAUGGGAGUUGAGGCUAACUGGUAUUUGAUUAUAUAUUAUGUACAUAUUUUUUCAUUCUUAGUUUGGAAAUGCUUUUCAGAAGAUAUUAAAUAUUUGUAAAUUGUGUUUUUAAUUAAACUUUGGAACAAUUAAA